UUGAAAGUGCAUAUAAGAAUCGACAGGUGAUUGGAGCUAAUUGUUAUCGACGAUCCCAAGAUUCUCAAGAACGCCAGAGUGGAGGGUGAAUGAGAUAAUAAGCGAGGGCCGAUACGGAUAAAUACGGGCCGAGUCAAUAGACGGACGACGGGGAGAGGCGAGCGAAGGCUACUUGUUGCCGUGAGGUUCCUAAAAAGUACUCAAAAUUGAUAGAAAGAACAAAAAGGCUGCUGCAACUGGUGCCUCAGCCGGGGACCAGCCGCCGCGCAAAAAGGGACGUCGCUCCGGAGGAUCUAACUCAUCUUCAGCCAUAGACUCGAACGCAGCGUCGACGUCGAGAGCGGCCCAACAGCAAGUCUCGUCCUCGUCCUCCACCUCCUCCUCGACCUCGAGUGCAACUGAAAGGAAAACUGAAUCGUCACAGUCCAGUCGAAAAAGCCUUUCGGAGGCAAAUAGACUGCAACAGAAUUGUACGACGUCCACGACGGACACCAAUACGAACAACACUAGUAAUAUCAACAGAUUAAUCGACAAUAGUUCUAGUAAUUCUGCUAUGAAUAUGCAGAAUACGACUGCGUUGUCAGGCUCUGCAGCAACCGGAGAUGGUUCUGGUUCCACUGUGGAAUUACCCACAGAUGGCGACCAAGCUACCCAUUUGGCUGGCAGCAGCACCACAGGCAGUGGCAGCGGCAGUGGCAGCGGUGCUGCUGCUGGUGAUGGACCAGCCGAUCAGUCUGUCCAGCAGCCAUCCAGUGCCCAUAGCAAUAAUACCACAAAUGGUCACGAUGUCAAACAAAAUGGUUUUGCUCCUAACAACAAUGGUAGCACCAGCAGCAACAACAAUUGUGCUCUGGAUGGCGAGAAUAAUCGUGAAAAUAAUGGCGGAUAUACGGGCGUGCAUUUGGAUAAGUCCAGUCAGGAGAUAAUACGCCUGAUUGGCCAAUAUCUGCACGACGUUGGUCUGGAGAAGUCGGUGAAGACGCUAAUGGGCGAAUCAAAUUGCUAUUUGGAGCAUCCAUCGGCAACGAAGUUCAGGGAGCAUGUCCUAGUGGGCGACUGGAGCAAGGCAGAUGGUGAUCUCAAGGACUUGGAGCCGUUGAUUGACAAUGGAAAAACCGCAACAAUUACCGAAAUGAAGUUCAUAUUGUUAGAGCAAAAAUAUUUGGAGCAUUUGGAUGAUGGCAAUCCGUUGGAUGCACUGCAUGUGCUGCGCAGCGAAUUGACGCCACUGCAGCAUAAUAUUGCGCGUGUACAUCAGUUGACCUCGUACAUGAUGUGUUCGACCAAUCACGACCUCUACCAGCGCGCCAAAUGGGAUGGCAAGGGGAUCACAUCGCGUGCUCUAGUCAUGGAGCGUCUGCAGACAUUUAUGCCGCCAUCGGUGAUGAUGUCGCCGCGUCGCCUGCGUACAUUGCUGCAGCAGGCGGUCGACCUGCAAACUCAGAACUGCCCCUGUCAUGACAUGGCCUGGCAGACGAACCUGCAAACAGUCUCGCUGCUCACCGAUCAUUGUUGCACCACAGAUGGGUUUCCCAUGCAGACAAUACAAGUGCUGACCGAUCAUUGUGACGAGGUCUGGUUCUGUAAAUUCUCGCCCGAUGGCCUCAAACUCGCAACGGGCAGCAAAGAUUCCACUGUGAUCAUCUGGGAUGUAGAUCCGUACAAGCUGACGCUUAAGCAUCGUCGCGUUCUCGACGGUCAAGCGCAACUGAAUGUGAGUUUCGUUAGCUGGAGUCCAGACUCAAAGCUCAUCCUGGUGGGUGGCACUGAGGACUCGCACGAGCUGUUCAUCUGGAAUGUCGACGAUGGCAAGCUGGUGGUGAAGUUUUCUCAAUCCCUGGAGGAUAGUCUCGCGUGCGGCACGUUCAGUCGCGAUGGCAAUCAUUUCGUUUGCGGCGGCCAAAAGGGCCAGCUCUACCUGUGCGAUCUGAAUGGUACUCUAAUCGACUCCUGGGAGGGUGUGCGUGUCAACAGCGUCGCCUUCCGGGCAGAUAACAAAACCAUUUUAGCGGCCGAUAAUCACUAUCGCAUAAGAGGCUAUAAUUUCGAUAAUCCACGCUCGGACUUUGAUAUACUUCGGGAACCGCAUCCAAUCAUGACGUUCAGCAUCAAUGCGGCUGAUCGUCUGGCUCUGUUGAAUGUAUCCAAUCAGGGCCUGCAUCUGUGGGACAUCGAGGAUAAGUGCCUGGUGCGACGUUUCCAAGGGAUUAGACAAAGCAACUUUGCCAUUCAUUCGUGCUUUGGCGGCUUAAACGAGAGCUUCGUGGCGAGCGGUAGCGAGGACAAGGUUGUGUACAUUUGGCACCUGAAGCGCGAGGAGCCAUUGGCUAAGCUGGCCGGCCACACCAAGACGGUUAACUGUGUGUCCUGGAAUCCAGUCUAUCCGUCCCUACUAGCCAGCGCUAGCGAUGAUGCCACCGUUCGUAUUUGGGGGCCGAAGCCAACCGGUAGCAGUGCAACGACAGAGAGUGACGAUUGUUCGUCCAGUUCGUCGUCCUCCUCAUGGAACAUGACCUAAAACCGCAAUUUUCAUACCGAUUUAUUUUUGUGGUGGAUACCGAUGCCGUUGCGGGGGUUGUCGUGUACAAUUUGGGGUUGUUUUUUGUAUUGUUUUAGUCAAAGGUCAUAUAGCCUAUAUAUUAAUCUAUUCAUACUUAUAGUUGUAUUUAAAUAUUGCAAUAGUAUUUUUCCGCUAUCAUCA
Drosophila grimshawi is the source of this 2701-nucleotide messenger RNA. Its product is annotated as WD repeat-containing protein 26 homolog. Lineage: Eukaryota; Metazoa; Arthropoda; Insecta; Diptera; Drosophilidae. Gene Ontology annotation, biological process: proteasome-mediated ubiquitin-dependent protein catabolic process. The coding region runs from base 554 to 2518 and encodes 654 amino acids. Gene Ontology annotation, molecular function: protein binding. The transcript is spliced from 4 exons. The record is from RefSeq and is a predicted model, not a curated record. Gene Ontology annotation, cellular component: GID complex.